CGCAGUUGAGCGGAAAUGACUUCCUGGUUGUCAAACAUGGCGUGUGUGCGGAUAGUGACAGUCGGCGUUGUGUUGUCAACAUACUUGAUACCGCUUUUAACAGGUACAUGCCCACCAGGAAAGUUUGGUGAAUCUUGCUUCUACCCCUGUCACUGUGGAGACUCGUGUAACCAGACAACUGGAGUUUGUGGAGGCGGCUGUGACGCUGGCUGGGUUGGAGGAAAUGGAGCUAAUUGUCAGAAAGAAAAUGUUGUAUACGGAAGAACGGCCUCCUCCCCUACUCGGCUGUUUAGUUCCUUGUGGUCUGCGGACAAAGCUGUAGACGGAAACAGGGACCAGUAUGUGCAACAUGGCUCCUGUUUCAACGCAGCUGACAAUACAUGGGCUUUGUGGACGGUGGAUCUAGGAAAGCAGUACAGGAUACAUGAUGUCAAGAUAUAUCAGCCAUCGCAUCAACCAGGAAGAAUCCGGUCUUGUGUGCUCUACUUGAGUAACACGAGCUCCUCCACGGGCCUCCCUUGCUAUGCCUUCCGACACGACACCCCUGUCAGUGACGGCGGGAUCUACAGUGCAACAUGUGACGGCAUUGGAAGAUAUUUCUCGAUAUCAAACUCCUCAUACCUCAACCUCUGUGAGGUAGAAAUAUAUGUUUGCAGCCCUGGGAUGUUUGGUGAAACCUGUAAUGAAUUUUGUCACUGCGCAAAAGAGGCGUGUGACCACGUAAGUGGUUUGUGUCCUGGAGACUGUAGACCAGGGUGGCAGGGAGACAGGUGUGAUACAGAAUGUGACGCUAAUCACUAUGGAGUCAACUGUGUGAACACAUGUACUGACAGGAAGUGUUCUGAUGUCAACUCGUCAUGUGAUCGCUACACCGGGUCAUGUGACAGGGGAUGUCUUCUUGGUUGGAGAGGUGUGGACUGUACACAAGAAUGUGACAACGGAACCUAUGGACAGACCUGCAGCAUGACGUGUUCAGAAAGGAAAUGUGCAGGAGAUUCGUCUUGUGACCAUGUGACGGGAACGUGUGUUUUGGGAUGCGUGUCUGGAUGGAAGGGUGAAGACUGUAAUGAGGUGUGCAGUCCAGGUUUUUUUGGUGCCGAAUGUGAAGACAAGUGUGGACUAUGCGCUGAUAAUACCGCAUGUGACGCUAGUUCAGGCAACUGUAGCUCUGGCUGUGUUGAAGGAUACAUGGGACCCCAGUGUAAAGAUCAGCAUCAGAGACAUAAAGAAACACACAUUACAUCAACAAUGCACACAUGUUGUCGCACAGAUCGAUCCGAAGCUGCCCAGUCCGUCCCUGUCGCAGCUGUAGUAGGAGCUGCAGUGGGUGUGGUGCUGGUGGCCCUGGUGAUCAUCCUCAUUGUGCUGCUCAUCAGAAGACGACAGAGAGGAAAGAGGUCUUCUGACGAAUCAGUCCUGAAAGAAACUCCACAUGUCGCUCCAAAGAAGAAAAACCUUCGAGAUGAAGGAAAUACAUACAUGAAUGUUGGAUUUGAUGAUGAAGUGAAGCCAGCCUUGUCAUCCAAGAAGACGCCGACCACUACUGCACAUGUGGCUUCAGGGUCUCCGCCACCAGUUGGUCAUCAGGGAGAGAUACGUAAAAUACAAAGUGGGAACAAACGCGACAAUGUACUUGUUGAUCGUUCAGGCGGCAGUCAAGAUCAGCCCAACAUGGAGGAUGAAGAAGAUUAUGAUGCCCAUGCUCAGAUCGCACCGCAGGAUGCCAGACCAUGUCAUGCUAUCCCCGUGUCCUCAUUUGCGACGCGAGUGGAAGAAAUGGAAGAUCACCCUGAAGUGUCUGAAGAGGAGUUCAAGCAUCUACCCGAUGGUUUCAUGCAUUCCUACGAGGAAUCUCAAAAGUCGAAGAACAAAGCGAAGAACAGGUUCAGAGGAUAUUACCCGUAUGACUACAAUCGGGUGAUAUUGCAUGACGCUAAUGAUGAUGAUAGAGGAGACUAUAUCAACGCAAGCUACUUGGAUGGUUACAAGUCAGAGAAGCGUUACAUAGCAGCACAAGGCCCAUACAAACCGGAUGUACUAGUGGACUUCUGGAAGAUGAUCUGGCAGGAGGGAUGCAACACUGUUGUCAUGGUAACAGGACUGGUGGAAGCAUGCAAGAUGAAGUGUCUACAGUACUGGCCAGAGAAGGAUGGCGUGACAUUUGGUGACAUCAAAGUAACUCUGGCAGGUCGAACACAACUAGCAAACUACACUAUCACCAAGCUGGCUGUUCAGAAUGAGAAGGAAGGCAAGAAACGGGAUGUCAACCACCUCCACUUCACUAGUUGGCCAGACCAUGGCGUGCCGGACACUGCUGCCCUGCUGGACUUCAUGUGGAGGGUCAAGGUCAUAUCUGGACAACAAACUCAGCCGAUCAUAGUCCACUGCAGUGCUGGUAUAGGGAGAACAGGGACCUACAUCACCAUCGACAGCCUCGUGGAGCAGGCAAAGGCAGAGGGCGUUGUGGACGUCGUCAGCUUCGUCUCCAUCAUGAGGGGGCAGAGGAAGAACAUGAUACAGACAAAGGAGCAGUACCUGUUCAUCUACCAGGCGUUGGCAAGGGCAGUGUCAGAAGGGGACACAACUCUUGGUGCCACCACCAUUAGACACCUUGACCUUGGUCAGGUGUUAGAUGUUACUAUGGGCAACAAGACAGUACAACAACAUCUUGAGAUUUUAAAACGCAGCGGUGGAGGGCCUCCCAAGGGAGCAAAGAUCACAAGCGUGCCUUCGUACGCAUCUCUAAAUGGAUUCUUCAUUGUGUCGUCACCUCCGGAUAAAGAGGAGAUGUGGAACCAGGUUUACAACAGUGACUCGCACACUUUGAUAACCUAUGCUGCAGAUGUUCUGGAUUAUCUCCCGUCGGUAGAUGCUCAUGUUGCCACCACCAGGUUUGAAGUGAGCAUUUCCAAGUCCUCAGCACUGUCCGAUGAUAUCCUUCUAAACACAGUGGAGCUGGCACUAAAGGAUAACGAUGACACUACUGUCAUUCAACAUUACCACAUCACGGGAAGUGCAAGGGACCCCAGUUUCAACUUGCUGACUGACAACUUCCUCACGUGGACAAAGGAUCCCACACGAGGAUUGUGCACCGUUGUCACAGAGUCUCCGGAGGAGUUUCGUUUCGUGGUGCUUCUACUAAACAUUGCCAGCAGACUGCAGGACGAUGGUAGAGUGGACGUCAUUAACAACAUGCGACAGCUCUACACACGUCUUGCAGGUCCGCCAUUUACAGAGACUGACGUGAGACUCUGUCUGGAGUUCAGUCGGCGGAGAGCUGAGACACAUGGAGUAUACGCCAACUUCUGACGCCAUAUGUAGAUUAAAGCACCACAUGCUGUAUACGUGGAUUCAUAUCUUAACAUGUACUCAGAUCUGAAUUAUUGCUCAAUGAACAAUUGUAUGUGCCAAGGUCAGAUGUAUGAUACAGAAAAGAUGUUCACAUAACUUGGACAAUAUACCAGCUACGUAUUUCGUUAAUAUGAGUCUUAAUCCAAAAUUUUUUCUUAUGCUUAUUCACAGAUGUACAGAAUCAUUGGUUAAUAUUGGCCUUGCUGCAAAAUGAAUUGAAUGUUGUUAGUUUUGAAUUAAUAAAUGCAGUUAAAUAUUUUGCAAUUGUAUUGCCGGAAACAUCAUCACCUCAUUGAGACUGUAAGUGCCUGUAUAGCUUGGCUUUCAUCACAUGAAGAUUCUUGCUUUAAGUAACUACCAUAUAAUGACAUUCUUCGUUGUUCCUAAGUGAGUGCCGAUUAAAAUGUAUUUACUCGUUUUAGUUUCUUUUUGUAUCUAUACUUUAUCUUGUCACAUUGUGAAUUGAUAUUGCACUGUUUUGAAAACCUAGUAUAUUUUAUUAAUCAUAUCUUCUUGACUAUUUCACUUGUACAGGGUUUUGUACACAUCGUCUACGUAAGCAAAGACAAAUACAUGUUGUAUCUAUGCAUGACAGAUGUGAGUUGUACCAUUCAGCUAUUCACAUUUUACCAUUUACAGCCUUAAUCCUGACUGUCGUCCAACUAAACAAGUACCAUGUCCAGGGGAACGCUAUUAUCCCUUCGUCUGUGAAUUUACAGAUACAUCUGCAUUACAAUUAUCUGUAUUCAUCUUUCCUCUCCUUCCCCUAUUUAUUUCUUACUAUCUGCAUGCACGCACACAUACACACACACGCACGCACGCACACACACACACACACACACACACACACAAACACAAACACACACACACACACACACACACACAUACAUACACAUGUUAGUCAAUCUAGGUAUAUUAUCCACUAAGGACUAGACAAAUUCGGACUGACUCAACGUAUUCUUCGUCUUCAGUCUGAGCUGUACCCGUUGACAUCAGCAAUAGAAACUUCGAACUCAACAGUAUUCUGGUAGAGGAUCACGACCUGUAAAACACUCUUAAACAACGAAUGCAUGCGUGUAUCAUUGUUGAAUACAGACAUAAGUAGACAAUACAUCUGUAAGAACAUUUGUGAAAAUACUUUUCAUCUAACAUUAACUAUAUUAUCUAAUGAUUCACGUUCUAGAUAUAUACACAAAUAAACUAUGGCUAAUCA
Molecule: messenger RNA, 4564 nt
Organism: Haliotis rubra (blacklip abalone)
Lineage: Eukaryota; Metazoa; Mollusca; Gastropoda; Lepetellida; Haliotidae
Exons: 26
Coding region: 16-3309 (1097 amino acids)
Biological process (GO): protein dephosphorylation
Molecular function (GO): protein tyrosine phosphatase activity
Source: RefSeq, a predicted model, not a curated record